Messenger RNA from Colius striatus (speckled mousebird), 2378 nucleotides. It is a transcript of the gene SEPTIN7, whose product is annotated as septin 7. Bases 139 to 1314 code for a protein of 391 amino acids. Lineage: Eukaryota; Metazoa; Chordata; Aves; Coliiformes; Coliidae. Gene Ontology annotation, cellular component: cell division site; septin complex; septin ring. The record is from RefSeq and is a predicted model, not a curated record. Gene Ontology annotation, biological process: cilium assembly; cytoskeleton-dependent cytokinesis. Gene Ontology annotation, molecular function: GTPase activity; molecular adaptor activity; GTP binding. The transcript is spliced from 14 exons.
UUUCAACACUGGAAAUGAUGGAAAUGUGUUAUUUACAAAGUAGCUCAACAGAAGAACCUUGAAGGAUAUGUGGGGUUUGCAAAUCUUCCAAAUCAAGUUUACCGGAAGUCUGUGAAGAGAGGAUUUGAAUUCACACUCAUGGUAGUAGGUGAAUCUGGACUGGGAAAAUCAACAUUAAUCAACUCAUUAUUCUUAACAGAAUUGUAUUCCCCAGAGUAUCCAGGUCCUUCACACAGAAUUAAAAAGACUGUACAGGUUGAACAGUCAAAAGUUUUAAUCAAAGAAGGUGGUGUUCAGUUACUACUUACAAUAGUUGACACACCAGGAUUUGGAGAUGCUGUGGAUAACAGUAAUUGCUGGCAGCCAGUUAUCGACUACAUUGACAGUAAAUUUGAGGACUACCUGAAUGCAGAAUCUCGAGUGAACAGACGUCAGAUGCCAGAUAAUAGAGUGCAGUGUUGUUUAUACUUCAUUGCUCCUUCAGGACAUGGACUUAAGCCUUUGGAUAUAGAGUUUAUGAAGCGCCUGCAUGAAAAAGUGAAUAUCAUUCCACUUAUUGCCAAAGCAGACACACUUACCCCUGAGGAAUGCCAACAGUUUAAAAAACAGAUAAUGAAAGAAAUCCAAGAACACAAAAUCAAAAUAUACGAAUUUCCAGAAACAGAUGAUGAAGAAGAAAAUAAAAUCGUUAAAAAGAUAAAGGACCGUUUACCUCUCGCUGUGGUAGGUAGUAACACAAUCAUCGAAGUCAACGGCAAGCGAGUGAGAGGAAGGCAGUACCCCUGGGGUGUGGCAGAAGUUGAAAAUGGUGAACACUGUGACUUCACGAUUCUGAGGAACAUGUUGAUAAGAACUCAUAUGCAGGACCUGAAGGAUGUCACUAACAAUGUACAUUAUGAGAACUACAGAAGCAGAAAACUGGCAGCUGUUACAUACAAUGGUGUUGACAACAACAAAAAUAAAGGGCAGCUAACAAAAUUUGACACAGUUGAAGGCAUGAGCCCGUUGGCACAGAUGGAGGAGGAAAGGAGGGAGCAUGUAGCCAAAAUGAAAAAAAUGGAAAUGGAAAUGGAACAGGUGUUUGAGAUGAAAGUCAAAGAAAAAGUUCAGAAACUGAAGGACUCUGAAGCUGAGCUGCAGCGACGCCACGAGCAAAUGAAAAAGAAUUUGGAGGCACAACACAAAGAAUUAGAGGAAAAGCGCCGCCAGUUUGAGGAUGAGAAGGCAAACUGGGAAGCUCAACAACGUAUUUUGGAACAACAGAACUCUUCCAGAACCUUGGAAAAGAAUAAGAAGAAAGGGAAGAUAUUUUAAACGCAUCAUUGACAUGACCACCAGUUAUGUAUUAGUUGCCAAUAUGCCAGCCUGGACAUCAGUGUUUGUUGGAUCCGUUUGACCAAUUUUGCACCAGUUGUACAUCCAUAGUAAUGGAUUUAACAGCAUGACAAAUUUCUUUUGUUGAUUUUGAUGGAGAAUGAGAUGCCUUGAGUUGUCUAGGGUGUUGUGUACUUGGAAAAAAAACCCAACAGCUCUGAGUACCUUUUUCCUUUUUGUUGUUUUUCCUUUUUUUUUAAAAGAAAACCAGAUGUCAUUUUAAUGCAAAAGAGAACAUUUUACUGUUGUACAAUCAUGUUCUGGUGGUUGGACGGUUUACAGGAGAUUCAAACUGCAAGGACGGUUUUUAGCCAGGAUAAACUGCCAUCAUAUGAUGAUGCAAACGAUGCUUCUCUGUUGUUAUAAUCCAAGAAUUCCAUUCAGUGCAGCAUAUACAAUAAUGUAAUUUAGUCUAACACAGUUUGACCCUAUUUUUUUUGACACUUCCAUUGUUUAAAAGUACACAUGGAAAAAACGGAAGUCGUAGGCUUACAGUGCACCUGAGCUUUUUAUAACGACCCUUUUAUGUUUUGGAUUCUUUAAAUAUAUGCUAUUCUCAUUUAGUAACUUCUUUAGCCAGAAGGAUCUCAUUACUGCUUCAUUUUUUUUUUGUAAUAACAUAUAAUUUAGAUAUUUUUCCAUAUAUUGGCCCUCCUAAAUAGAAUAUAGCUUCUUUCAUAUGGUAGGAACCAGCGAGUAAAACUUUUUCCUUUAACUCCCUUUUUACAUUUUAUGGUAAGUAGCAGGAAAAUGCAUUUAUAGGUCAUUUCUAGGCAAAAUUGUGGAGUUAACUACCAACCUGUUUCUACCUGUGUGCAGUCUUUCUUUAUUUUACUAGAAAUGGGAAUAUGGCCUCAAGGAAAAUAAAAAAGCCACAACAAAUAAAACAAACAAGCAACCAAACCCAACAUCACCGUUUUGCAUUUAGCUGUAUUCAUACCCUGCAUUUCUGUAUUUUUGUUUGUAUUGUAAAAAGUCACAUAAUAAACAAUGUUGUGAUGUAA